GUUUAAGGAUGUGGUUGUAUAACCAGUUCCAUGCUAAACGACAUUUGAGAUACCCAGGGGUGUAGUAUACCUAAAGAGCACUUUGAUUCUUUCUUUUAUAUACUACUGAAAACAUUUUGUUUCUUUUGACCGACCCCUUCUGAUCUUCAAUACCCACUCUGCGUAUCGCAUUGUUAAUCUUCACGCUGCAUGGUUCCAACGAGCACCUCUGGAUUGGAGAGCACUGCAAGCAACCUCUCUGCCAUGGUGGCUUGUUUGUUUCUACAUAUAUAUAGCUGACAAAUGGUGAAAAGUGCAGAAGGAAUCCAAUACGAAGUGGAAAGUGGGGCCACCUGCAGAGAACUGGAGAUCCCACCAGCAAACUGUCAUUAUAUCCGACUCAUCCAAUGGGACUGAUUAUCUUUGCAAAUGAUUUGCCAUCAGACAAGUAGUAGAAUACCAUCCGAUGGUGUCACUUUUGUGAUUGCUGGUGGUCACCUUCCAUUCUCCGCCUAAUUUUAUCCAGGACCGACUAGUAUAAAAGAGGAGGGUGCUUUUCUACUCUCCUUCAGACGACAAGGCAUAGCUACGAGAAAGAAAGUCUCGUUGAAGAGAGGCAGAGGAAGCUCCCACCCACCCAGAGGGGGCUAAGAGGCAGCAUGGAGUGUGCAGGGGAAGAUGAUGGCACAGGGAGUGGAAGCAGGAGGAGGAGCAGGAGCAUGAGCAUGGGCGGAUCAGAUGCAACGUCGACCAUGAGCGACGGCGGCACGACGGCGGUCAAGCAGCACCAGGCUCUGAGGCUCGUGGAGGACCUCUCCCUCCCUUCGGUGCAGGUGGUGGUGAUGAGCGCCAACAUGGGCUGCUCCCACUGCCGACAGCGGGUCACCAAGGUCGUCACCAAGAUGAACGGGCUGCUGGAUUACAUGGUGGAUUUCGGGAAGAAGGAGGUGACGGUGAGGGGCACGGUAAUUCACACCAAGAAGAAGAAGAAGAGGAAGAAGCAGCAGCAGUACAUGAUCGCUGGGCUGGAGAAGGUGCCGCCUGCUGCUAACGUGGGCGCCAGGACGCUCUCCUGGUUUUUGGGAUGCUACGGUUCAUAGCUAGUAGUACGUACAAAGCAUAGUAGUAUACUGUUAUGUACUAGUUACUCUUUCUUCUUUAUAAUUUUCCCAUGGAAAUAAUGUUUGCUGGUAGAGUGGUAGUGGUAACUAUUGUGUAUAUCAUGUCCUAUAAUCUCACAUUUGCAAACUGCAAGGUGCUAGAGCACACAUUGCAGGCUUCCAGUACAAUUUUUGUAUGUGGGCCUUCUCUGCAAGUAUGAAAUGGAACAAUGAGGAUUAAGUUAGA
Molecule: messenger RNA, 1326 nt
Organism: Triticum aestivum (bread wheat)
Lineage: Eukaryota; Viridiplantae; Streptophyta; Magnoliopsida; Poales; Poaceae
Exons: 5
Coding region: 639-1079 (146 amino acids)
Molecular function (GO): metal ion binding
Source: RefSeq, a predicted model, not a curated record